CUCUCUCUCUCCACCAUGGCGCAUGUCCUCCGCGUCCCUAAGCUCGACCUCGUCGCCAUCCUCGCGCAGCAGAACCCACAGAUUGACCUGCGCAUUGAAGCCUAUGAGACCUCGACCCGCAACUUCCUCAAAGCCGUGUCACAUUACGCGCAGAACGCGCAAGCAGAGAUCACGCGCAGGAAAACCACCCAUAUAAAUGAGAAGAAGAGGACUGCAGAGAAGAUACAAAGCUAUGAGAAUGAAACACAUGCGUGCAAGGUCAAGGAGCUGGAGCUCAUUGCCGACUUGGAGAAGGAGCGGGAGGAGCGGAAAGAGGCAGAGCUAGCAGUUGCCGCUUUUGAUCGUCAACUUGCCUCCAUCAAGGAACAAUGUGCCUUACUGGACGCUGAGAUUGAACAACGACGCGUUGUUGUCAACAACCUCCGGCGCGAACGGGAGCGUGAGCACGCAUUGCUGAACACACACGCUUCAAGGACGUCUCCUGAGCUGACCGAGUGCCAGUUCCGCUUGCGCGGUGUCGUCGAGGGCGUAGACAAGGACAAGAUUCUCGUCCGUUUCACUCAUAUCGACCCUACAGAUCCUCAGCGCGAGUUCAGCGUCGUGAUCGACGUUUCUGGUGACAACUAUAAAGUCCCAACGACCAGUCCCUUCCUGCCAAAUCUGCCAAUAUUACUCGAUGAGCUCAAUAGUACAAGGGACGUGUAUGCAUUCAUCAAGAAUGUCAGGCAGGCGUUUGACGAGCUGGUGCUGAGAUAGCCCUAUGGUGCUGAGAUCCGAUCAUGUGCGUCGAUGACUUGGCUAACGAGAGCGUCGGGACAGUACAUGUAUACUUCCUCUGUACCCGAUACCCGUCCGCAGCAUAAUAUCCAUUGUAUCUGGAUUUGCCGAUGAACCACUAUACGGGGAGGUGAUAGGAGCUGCCAUCCGUCGUGGCGCUGUCUGGUGUGUAAUGAGCUCAUUCAGUUGUC
Messenger RNA from Phanerochaete carnosa HHB-10118-sp, 968 nucleotides. RefSeq lists its product as uncharacterized. Gene Ontology annotation, biological process: chromosome segregation. Gene Ontology annotation, cellular component: Ndc80 complex. Lineage: Eukaryota; Fungi; Basidiomycota; Agaricomycetes; Polyporales; Phanerochaetaceae. The coding region runs from base 16 to 756 and encodes 246 amino acids. The transcript has 4 exons. The record is from RefSeq and is a predicted model, not a curated record.